AUGACGGACAUGAAGAAGAUCAAAGUCUUGGGAGUCCAUGGCCCAAACGCUGGCAAGGUCAUUGUCCUUUGCGAGGAGCUCGGAAUCCCAUAUGAGACGGAAAUCAUCCCCCUAAACGACGUCAAGAACCCCAAGUACGUUGCCAUCAACCCGAACGGCCGGCUGCCGUCCAUCCAGGAUCCCAACACAGACCUAACGCUGUGGGAGUCGGGCGCAAUCAUCGACUGCGGCCUACCACGCUGCCAGUGGCUCCUCUACCAGACCACCGGCCAGGGACCAUACUACGGGCAGGCGAUGUGGUUUAUUAUCUAUCAGCCACUUCCCGAGGCGCGCGAGCGCUAUGUCAAGGAGGUUAACCGCGUGACCGGUGUUCUGGAGGGACACCUGGCAAAGCAGACCCCUGACGCGGACGGCAACUCUUGGUUCUUGGGCGGGCGGAUCUCGUACGUGGAUAUCGCCUUCUUUACGUGGCAGAAUACGGCCUCGCCGCGAAUCCCGAAUGUCGAGUUCAAUCAGGAUGAAUUCCCGCACGUCAUGAAGUGGCACGACAACAUGCUUGCGCGCCCGAGUGUGCAGAAGGUCCUGAAGCUCCAAGAGACAAAAUAG
Molecule: messenger RNA, 606 nt
Organism: Colletotrichum chrysophilum
Lineage: Eukaryota; Fungi; Ascomycota; Sordariomycetes; Glomerellales; Glomerellaceae
Exons: 2
Coding region: 1-606 (201 amino acids)
Source: RefSeq, a predicted model, not a curated record